Molecule: messenger RNA, 1710 nt
Organism: Parastagonospora nodorum SN15
Lineage: Eukaryota; Fungi; Ascomycota; Dothideomycetes; Pleosporales; Phaeosphaeriaceae
Exons: 2
Coding region: 1-1710 (569 amino acids)
Source: RefSeq, a predicted model, not a curated record
AUGGCUACCACAGACGUUCAGAAAUCCUAUCGAUUGUCCUUGAACGAUCUACCGACUGAACUGCUUGAGCACAUCGUUUCGAGUAUCGAUCUCAACCGGUCCGAUCGAGUGCUAGGUCAUAUUCCAGACGACCCUCCUCCAAAUCAGCCAGAUCCUUAUCUCAUUCGCGACUUCCUGGCCAGUUGUGCUCCGCUUUGUAGCCUUUCAUUGGCGAGCAGGAGAUUUCGAGACAUUGCUCAGAAACACAUAUUCACGGCCCCUGUAUUGGGAGGCUUCGCUUUUCGAUUUCCCAACGAUCUGAGUCAUGCACGCGUCGCGUACUUCCUGCGUACAAUAUUCGCUCGCCCUGACUUCAGACGAUAUGUCAAGCAAAUUCGUCUCUGCUUUCCUCGGAGCGGUGAACCUGCCGACCAAAGAAGUGAUCCAGAAGAAUCAAAUCUCAAGGCGCUCCCCCUCAACCUUGUGAUUCAAGUCGUAUGUCCCUCUCGCAAUUUCAUCGAAGCGCUCAACUUGCCCGCGGACAUCAAAGAGGCAUGGAGAAGCUCAAUGAAUCUGGACUACAGAUAUGCCCUACUGCGCAUAUUACGGGUGCUUCUACCACAAAUUGAACGAUUCUCACUCUCAGAAGUCAGUUCAGAUGCAUGGCUAUACGCGCAAGAUCGUGUGCUUAACGUCGAUGGCAUAGAUGGCUUGAAUAUGAAUGCCAAGAUGGGUUUGCCAUGCGCUCGAAAUCUUAAAUUUCUGAAACUGUCGAGUCUCACGCCAAUUCGCCUAGACGGCCUUAAUGUCUUUCCGAACUUGGACACUCUUGACAUUAGUAUCAAAUUAGCUGGAUUGGACAACCAUGAGGUGCAACAUCUUUCGAGAUUAUACGGUGGCUCUGACGCCCUGGAAACGUUUCGUUCCAUUCGUCACCUUCGUUUGGACUGCCAGAUAAAGACUGUCGGCAUUUGGGACUUCUCAGCUCGCAGCGGCAUGACGCACAUUUUACAAGCCUUUCCCAAGCUUGCAAGUCUGGAUUUCUAUGCUGAGGCUUCGUCAGAAAAGAACCCUUUCAGAUCUGUGCGUGCGUUUCCCCAUUACCAGGCCAACAUACAGACAUACCCUGAAGCACCGCUGCUCUCUGACUAUGAUGCCUCUACCGGAGAUACAUAUUGGGAUGAGCGUCUGUAUGCAGCUCGUACAGAAUGGACAGACUACCAGUAUCUGGUUGACUCUUUAGUCCACGUUAGACCGCACUUGCAAUUCUUACGUCUACCCGGUGGAUUCUGGACACUUCCUGGCGCCACGCGGAAACCGCUCCCAAGAUUUGAGUUGUUUUCACAAUUGCGACGUUUGGCCCUUCCACAAGCAGCCAUACUUUCCACCAAGCUCUUCAACAUGCGACACCCAGAGACAGUCGUGGGAGACUUCAAUCUGACGCCGAUAGAUGUUCUACCACCUGGGCUGAAGUAUCUAGAGAUAUUUGAUGCCGAUUCCGAAUUGUUGCAAUCGCGUUGGAUGCAGGUGCUUUUUGAAGAGCACUCAGCUGGUGGGCGCUGGCCAGACUUGCAGGAGAUGGAGUUCCUGUUCGGGCCUCCAUUCAGCGACGAAGAACUUCAAAAUUUACUAGCCAAAAGCAGUUGGACAGAGUUCUGGACAUUAGCAUCUCGCGCUGCUUUCCAGGUGCAUUGCAAACGAGACGACAAAACACCCAUGGUUGACAUGUAA